GGGGGGAAGAAGUUAUGGAACACAUAGCGCCACGUUCCAGUCAAGCGUUUUAGCAAAGGCUGCUAUUAUGAAAAGGAUUUUCUAAUAAGGGGAAUAAUGAUCUUCAGAUUCUGACCUCCUGGCACAGCAGUGAGAUUUAUCAGGAGGGGCAUGUGACUAGUUAAGACACACAGCCCCAGCUUGAAGGAAACAGCUGCUCAUUUCAUGCUUUAGCACUUGGCAGCUGGACAAGGAAGGGUGAUGUUUGUGUUGAAUACCUCUGCAGAACCAAGUACAAUUUUCCUGGAAGCCCAGCUAAGAAUGCAACCAGCGAUAAAAUGAAAAAACUGUGCAGCUGAAGAACUGAAGAAGCAUUUUUCUACUUGGUGAAAAUGCCUCUUAUUUUUUGACAACGAUUAAAGAACAAUGGGGUCAAACACACUUGGGAAGGCUGCAACGUUAGAUGAGCUUUUGAACGCUUGUAUUGAAAUGUUUGAUGACAGAGGAAAUCAAUGCUCCAGCCAUUUGCCAAGAAUCUUUCUUCUAAUGCAUCGUUGGUACCUGCCUUCUACAGAGCUGGCUGUCAAGCUUCUGUCUACAUAUAGAGAUGCCAGUGGAGAGAACUGCAAUGAAUUCAGACUAAAAAUCUGCUAUUUCAUGAGAUACUGGAUUCUGGAAUUUCCUGCAGAAUUUAACUUGGAUCUUGGGCUGAUUCGUUUGACUGAAGAGUUUCGAGAAUUAGCCAGCCAGCUUGGCUAUGAGGACCACAUUGAUCUCAUUGAUAUCUCCAGCAUACCUUCCUAUGACUGGAUGAGAAGAGUUACACAAAGGAAGAAGAUUUCUAAGAAAGGAAAAGCCUGCCUACUGUUUGAUCAUCUGGAGCCCAUUGAACUAGCUGAACAUCUCACUUUUCUGGAGCAUAAAUCUUUUAGGAGAAUUUCUUUCACAGACUACCAAAGCUAUGUGAUCCAUGGCUGCCUGGACAACAAUCCUACUUUGGAGAGAUCUAUUGCUUUGUUUAACGGUAUCUCCAAGUGGGUCCAGCUCAUGGUUCUCAGCAAGCCGACACCCCUGCAAAGGGCAGAAGUGAUCACAAAGUUUAUCAAUGUUGCACAGAAGCUCCUUCAUCUCCAGAACUUCAACACACUGAUGGCAGUUGUGGGAGGUCUUAGCCACAGCUCUAUUUCUCGCCUGAAAGAGACUCAUUCUCAUCUGUCUUCGGAAGUCACAAAGGACUGGAACGAAAUGACAGAGCUGGUCUCUUCCAAUGGAAACUACUGCAACUACCGCAAGGCUUUUGCUGACUGUGUUGGCUUCAAAAUUCCUAUUUUAGGAGUUCACUUGAAAGACUUGAUUGCUGUCCACGUCAUUUUUCCUGACUGGAUAGAUGAAAAUAAAGUAAACAUAGUGAAAAUGCAGCAGCUUUCCAUCACCUUGAACGAACUGGUUUCCCUGCAAACUGCCUCUCAUCACUUAGAGCCUAAUAUGGAUUUAAUUAACCUGCUAACACUGUCCCUGGACCUCUAUCACACGGAGGAUGACAUCUACAAGCUCUCACUGGUGCUAGAACCAAGGAACUCCAAAUCUCCUACCUCCCCAACAACCCCGAGCAAGCCAGUGGUGCCACUGGAGUGGGCAUCUGGAGUGGUACCUAAGCCUGACCCAACUGUCAUCAACAAGCACAUAAGAAAGUUAGUGGAUUCUGUCUUUAGAAACUAUGAUCAUGACCAUGAUGGCUACAUUUCUCAGGAAGACUUUGAAAGUAUAGCUGCAAACUUCCCCUUUUUGGACUCUUUCUGUGUGUUGGACAAAGACCAAGAUGGACUCAUAAGCAAAGAAGAAAUGAUGGCUUACUUUCUGAGAGCCAAAUCCCAGUUCCAGUGUAAAAUGGGACCUGGGUUUAUUCACAACUUCCAGGAGAUGACCUAUCUUAAGCCAACUUUCUGCGAACACUGUGCAGGUUUUCUCUGGGGUAUAAUCAAACAAGGCUACAAAUGCAAAGACUGCGGUGCCAACUGCCACAAGCAGUGCAGGGACCUGCUCGUGCUUGCCUGCAGGAAAUUCUCCCGAGGAACCUCUGUGGGCAGCAACCACGGCUCCCUGCCCAGCAGCCCUUCCCUGCCACCAGCCCAGGAUGAAGUGUUUGAGUUCCCCAGCGUCAAUGCAGAACACCAGGACCUCGAUGGCAGAGCCAUCACUCUUGUCACCGGCUCCUCCCGGAAGAUUUCAGUGCGGCUGCAGAGGGCGACCGCCAGCCAAGCAACGCAGACGGAACCGCUGUGGCACGAACCGGGCUGGAGCGAUUCAGGGUCUCACACUUUCCCAAAAAUGAAGUCCAAGUUCCAUGGCAAAGCUGGGAAGAACAAAGGCUUUGCAAAGUGGGAGAAUGAAAAGCCCAGCAUGCAGGCCAAUGUAGACAUAGAUGCUGAGGCUCCUCAGCACAUCCUGGAGCACAACGGCAUAGAAACGCUUCCUGAAAGACAGGAAUCUGAGGAUAGCUGACUGCUCACCCUGAAACACCAAAAAACAGAGAUGGCAAUAGUAAUACAGCAAAAAUUGACAGACUGCCAUAGACCACAUUUGGUCAUGGGAAGUUUUCCUGUACCUCAUACUUCUAAAUUCAGCCAUUACCCUGUUUUCCUAGCUGAUAGGCGUUAAAAAAAGCACUAUUUAUUUUCGCACACGAUUAAGCCAUUUGGAAGAACACUGCAUGGACACAGCAGAACAGAUCUCUGCACUCAGUGUUUUCUCUUGUAUGACUUUGUGGAAACUUCCCCUCCAUGCCAGUGAGGAUAUAUUUGGCAUCAUUUAAAAGUUCUGCAUCAUCUCAGCAUGCCUGCCAGCAACAACAACGGCGAGGACAGAGGCCAACUAUCCACAUUCAUUUGAUAACACUCCUUUUUCAGAGGCUUAUAAUGAUCUCUUAAGGAAAGAAGUAGGCGUGGAUGUUGAUUAAAUCUCAAAAAACAAACAAACAAAAAUGAAAAACCCACAACUCCUUUCAAAAAAGUCCUCUACGCUGAAAUCCCUUGCACUCCUGGGGUUUUGAAUUUUGGACACAUUUACACUGCUACAAUGAGCACACAUCCAGCACAGUGAUACCUGUUACCAGAGGGAGGAUCCUUCAAGCACAUGGCUGGGAGUGAGGAAGUUCCAGGACACCGUGCAGGUGUUUGGUGAUACUGCAAGGGAGAGGUGUCCUCUCUGCCAGCACUGGUUAUGGUAGAAUUAGCAUGUAAUAAAUGUCUUAGUUUUAAGUAUGUGUCUGGAUGUGCAUAUAAUACUUGAUAUUUUUCUUCAGGAUAGCAAGUCACACAUGUUAAGACUAAAAUAUGACACUAAGUAUACAUCCAAAUUAAGUUUGUUAAGGUAGGCUCCAACUCCUCCAUCUGCAGUGACUGGAGAAGCAGGUGUAAAGUGAGAUUUCUCAGAAGCAUUAAGUUGCCUGAGAAGCAGUCUUCACAUGGAAAAAGCAAGGAAAAUAAAGCCCAAGACAAAGCUCAUACCUGAACAGCGUGGUCCAAAUUAGCAGACAAGUUGUUAUCUUCUUCUCCCUUUGCCUCCCCACAGAAAUAGAUGUGUGUGGGGAACUCAGUCUCUGAAUCAAAGUAUACUCAACCCGAGUAUAAGAUGUCCUACAAAAUUCAAGUUAUUGCACCCUUUACCAAGCAGUCAAGGCCUGAGGGUGAAGGAGGGCUUCCACUGGCUUCCCUAACCAAACCUGACUGACUCCUCUGUGGUAAUCCAACUGUACACUGUGCUGUGCCAACAUGGGGCCUGCUCAGCUGCGCAGGUUUCCUUUGUUUCACAACCCCCCUAGUAACAAUGGUAAAAAUCUGAGGAGAAAAGGCAGAACUUGCUCUUACUGCUUGAAACUCAGAAACAAGCACUACAGCAAACACUGGGGCUUAGCUCUCUCUGCUGUGGGCAAAGAGCAGAGAUUAGCAGAAAUACAUCCAGUGCUGUCUGUGAUGGGUCAGGUGAUGGGUCACCACACACUGACUGCUCAGGCACCGUUACAGCACGCAGCUUGCACACAAUGAAAAUGAUGUGGUAGAACAUUUGAAUAGAGAAAUUUAGUUGCGAUCCAGGCUGCUGAUGGAUCUGUUGAGAUAAGCCUUUUAACACUUCAUAAAUGAAAUGUUCUUGUGAAAUUCCAUUCCUCACAUCAUGCAAGAGUUUUAACCAGUGCUCUUUCCAUACAGCUCAGACUAUUUCUCGCAGGCUUCUGAAAGUCAGUGGUAUCUCUUGGUCUGAAAGGUAUUUGCUCUCCUGUUCUGUCAGGCCCAUGGUCCACACCCCCUUCUGUUUUAAUUUGUUAGACAAGAAAGUUUCUAGUACACAAACUUAGCAACUCCUCAAGAUAUUUACAGGCUUCUUCUCUAAGUUGUUCAAAAGACAAGGUGUUCCAUGUCCUUCCAAGAAGGCCUUCUAAAGGACACGUUUUUCCUAUGUAUACCAUCAUCAAGAGAAACUCACUCUUAAGCAAAAAGUCACAUCCUUUACAGAAGCAGCUCUCACUUUCUGGGUGACUUUCUACUUGCUAUUAGACUGCUUGAGUUUCUGUCUACUGCAGAAAUCUCAUCAAUGCAUCUUCUAAAGCCCAGCACCUUUGGGCAGCAGUAGCUGGAGUUAAGUUGUAGAUCAAGCACAGGUUACACACACUCACAUAAACACAGCUGAUCCUUCAAAGAAGACCAUUAAGAUGUCCAAGAAGGGCUCAUGAAAAUUUUGAGAUUCCUGCUGGAAACCCUUUGCUUUAAGCAUCUCAAGAAGGAGAGUAACAAGUGUGUUAAGAAGAAAGACGUUGAAUAGAAAUAUAUACAGCCAGCUCUGAAAAAAAGCUAAACUUGUCAGUCAAUGUAAUCUUUCAACAAAAAAAUGCAUUAACAGGC
Messenger RNA from Phasianus colchicus (ring-necked pheasant), 4874 nucleotides. RefSeq names its product RAS guanyl releasing protein 3 (gene RASGRP3). Gene Ontology annotation, cellular component: plasma membrane. NCBI's taxonomy places the organism in Eukaryota, Metazoa, Chordata, Aves, Galliformes, Phasianidae. The record is from RefSeq and is a predicted model, not a curated record. Gene Ontology annotation, molecular function: guanyl-nucleotide exchange factor activity; calcium ion binding. Gene Ontology annotation, biological process: Ras protein signal transduction.